Monodelphis domestica (gray short-tailed opossum) is the source of this 1431-nucleotide messenger RNA. RefSeq names its product nuclear receptor subfamily 0 group B member 1 (gene NR0B1). Gene Ontology annotation, biological process: male gonad development; adrenal gland development; negative regulation of transcription by RNA polymerase II. Gene Ontology annotation, molecular function: transcription factor binding; transcription corepressor activity. NCBI's taxonomy places the organism in Eukaryota, Metazoa, Chordata, Mammalia, Didelphimorphia, Didelphidae. The record is from RefSeq and is a predicted model, not a curated record. Gene Ontology annotation, cellular component: cytoplasm; nucleus.
GCUGUAGUGAAGUGCAGGAGAGGAAGGUGUGUGUGUGUGUGUGUGUGUGUGUGUGUGUGUGUGUGUGUGUGUGUGUGUGUGUGUGUGUGUGUCUGUGUGUCUGUGUGUGUUUGUCUCUGUGUGUGUGUUUUUUUUUUUUUCUCGUGCCCAUGCUUUUAUUUCUCUCUCUUUUUCUGCCAGUAAAGAGAGUCUGCCCCUCUUUGAACUGCCUGAGGCCGAGUGGAUCCAAGCUUGGGACUAAGCGGGCGGCUUUCCCUCCCCUCCUCUACCCUCCCCGCCUGCCCGCCCCCUUUCCCAAAUACACACCAGCGCCUGCGUGCACUCGCCCUAUAAAUAAGUAAAGACAAGGGCAGCGGGCGAGCUGUGUGGUUGCUGUCCCGCUGCGCAGGCAGAGUUGGGCAGGCAGAAAAGGCUCACGAGUGCUGCCCCGCUGUCCCCCAAACCACAGCAUGGCUUGCUUGGACAGAUGCCGUUGCUGCGCGGAUAACAGGCGUCAGAGCAGCAUCCUUUACAGCAUCUUAAAAAGCGAGGAGCAGAAGAGGGAGACCCAGGAGCAGGAGCAGCAGCAACAGCAGCAGCAGCAACAGCAGCCGCUGGGGCGAGCACAGAGGCAGGGACAGGGCUGCUCUUGUGGCUCCCAGCGCAGAGUGGCCCUGAAGAGUCCGCAGGUGGCCUGCAAGGCGGCCUCUGCGGUGCUGGUGAAGACCCUGCGCUUUGUGAAGAAUGUUCCCUGCUUCCAGGAGCUGCCCCUCGAUGAACAGCUGGUACUGGUCCGCAGCUGCUGGGCGCCACUGCUAGUGCUUGGUCUGGCCCAGGACCGGGUACAUUUCGAGACCGUAGAGACCUCGGAACCCAGCAUGCUUCAGAGAAUACUGACCACCAGGCGGCGGGACCCGGAGGACCGAGAUCCGCAGCCGUCCUUGUCGCCUCCCACUUUUCCCGAACCCUUAACCCUGACUGACUCCUUGCAGCCACCCUCUGCUGCCCAAGUCCAGGCCAUUAAGGGCUUUCUGACCAAGUGCUGGAGCCUGGAUAUCAGCACCAAGGAGUACGCCUACCUCAAGGGGACUGUGCUCUUCAAUCCGGACCUCCCAGGGCUGCACUGUGUUCAGUACAUCCAGGGACUUCAGAGGGAAGCACAGCAAGCUUUAAAUGAACACAUUAGGAUGCUUCACAGAGGGCACCAGGCCAGAUUUGCCAAGCUGAAUGUUGCUCUUUCCCUGCUGAGAUCCAUUCAUGCUAAUGUCAUUGCUGAACUCUUCUUUAGACCCAUCAUUGGUACAGUAAAUAUGGAUGAUAUGUUAUUGGAGAUGCUCUGUGCAAAGCUCUAAAAGCAUGCAGAAUAUAAAAAUAAGUUUUAAUCUAAAGGAAAUAAUGGAGCAGAAUUAGUGUAAAAUAUUGUAAAAUAAACUAACUUAUUAUUUUUAAAAA